This is a messenger RNA of Tarenaya hassleriana, 881 nucleotides long. RefSeq lists its product as uncharacterized. Gene Ontology annotation, biological process: regulation of transcription by RNA polymerase II. The transcript is spliced from 5 exons. Bases 239 to 649 code for a protein of 136 amino acids. Gene Ontology annotation, cellular component: NuA4 histone acetyltransferase complex; nucleus. Lineage: Eukaryota; Viridiplantae; Streptophyta; Magnoliopsida; Brassicales; Cleomaceae. The record is from RefSeq and is a predicted model, not a curated record.
UCUGAAUCCGAUCAAAGCAUUUUACAAUUUUCUGAUAACCCAAACUACAAAGGCCCUUUGGCUCAGCCCAUUAUUCCACAGAAGCUUAUAAAUCUGAAAAGACCGUCCCCUGAGGUUGCUUGCUUCCAUCUUUUUUUUUUUGGAUUUUGAACACGAAACCCUAGUUCGAAUCGUCGGGGAGAAAUCCGAUUUCUCGAGGAAUUUUCAGGGCUUCGGUGGGGGGAAGAAAGGGAUCGAAAUGGGAGGGAAGACGGAAGAUGGCAGUGGAAGCAAGGACAAAGAUAAAGACAAGGACGAGGAGCAAGACGGCUUGUCCGUGCACUCUCCCUGCAAAGCUUUGCCCUCCUCUGAUUCCUCCCUCACUAAGGAGCAAUCACAGGUUGAGUUGGAGCUAAGGUUGUUAGAAGCUCUUGAAAUCUACCCUCCCGGAAAACUGCGAGGCAUACAUCGUCACUUUGUUCUUUACGGCCUGAUGGAAUAUCUCCGCAGAAGCUUUGACAGACAGUUUACAGCCGAUGAGGUUCUUCAGCUGUUGGAUCGUUUCUACAACUUAGAGAUGCUGAAACCGGACGAGGAUGACAUGGACAUUCUGAAUCAGGAGGAAGAUUUCAGCUUGCCGGAGAGUUACUUUGUCAAGGAAGAACAGUGACACAAUGGAAAAGGAUUUUAGUUUUUUUUUUUUUGGAGAAAAGAGAAGUUUUUUUUUUGUGGGUUUGUUGUUCCCUCUGUAUAUGUUAGACUUAGAAGAAGGAAGGAGAUGAAGGUAGCAAAAAAAACUUUGAAGGGUUAAAAUGUGUAUAUGCAGUUUUAAUGUCUAUAAAAAACAUGAGCUGAAAUGCACUGAGAGAGAUCCCUUCUCUUUAAGCAGUUUUCAUGUUGAA